UUACACGUCAAAUUUAAAAUAAAAAACACUGUGUUUAAUCUAAAUCUUACACGUAUUUAAGAUUUCAUUUCUUAUCUGUCCACGUAUACGUAUGGGCCGUACAUAACUAUCAAUAAGGAAAUGUUUUACUCAAAGAAUGUGCAGCUACAACACUCUCUUCUAAGCUGCAACCUUUAAAUAGAAUAGUCCUACAUGUUAUUUUUCUUUCUGUCUGUCUCCUGAUUUCAUAUCCACACCCUGCAUUUGGUGCUUCCUUAUCUCUGUCUCUCUCUCUCUCUCUCUCUCUCUCUCUCUCUAAGACUAAAAACUGAAAAAGAGAGGGAAAUAUUCUUAGCAAGAUAUAACUCUUAUAGUGUUGUGUACAGAAACAACAACCUAGUCAUAGAUAUUCUUGUUAACAGAAAAGAUCUUUGAUACCAUGAACAACAAUCAACAAAAGAAGAAAAAUUAUGAAGGUGGUGGUGGUGGAGAAAAAGAGAUGUUACAUGAACUACAAUCAACAAAGAAAGGGCAGCAAUCACCACCUUCAUCAACUACAUCUCCUUCUCAUGAAUUUUCAUUCACAAUAUCUCUUCAUUCAUCAUCAAAUGAAAAAUCUAUUACCAAAUCCAAAACCCCUACGGCUACACUGUCACCACCACAUAAUUCAUUUGCAAUAGACUUAUCUCCAGCUGAUGAUAUAUUCUUUCAUGGACAUCUAUUACCUCUUCAUCUCCUGUCUCAUUUACCUAUCUCUCCUCGCUCUUCCACCAAUUCAUUGGAUAGUUUCACUCUUCCUAUCAAAGAAUUACAAGAUGAUAGCAAUAAAAAACCCACCACCACCACCAACACCACCAUCACUACCAACAACAGCAAUACUUACAACAACAUUUAUAACAAUACAAGAGAGAUCAAUGGAAGAAUCAAAGCAAAAUCCUUCUCUUUUUUGAAGUUUCCAAGACGGGCAAAAGGCAGUGAAUUUGAAGAAAGAGAGAAAGAAAUGGAGAAAAAGAAGAAGAAGAAGAAGAAGACGGGUGGUUUCAAUAUGAUUCAGAUUAUAAGGAGGUACGCUAAAAUGGUCGGACCACUUCUGUUUUACAAAAAUGGCAGUGGGAAGACGCCUACUACUACUGCUGCAGGUGCGGGGCACUUUGAUUUUGAGAGAGAACCUUAUUCAUCGUUUUCAGGUAAUUUAAGUUUAAGAGGAAGUGAUAGUAAUAAGAAGAAGAGAGAAUCAAGAGGAAGAAGAGGAGAAUUUUCUGCGCCGGCAUCCAUGUGGACGUCUCCGACUAAUAGUGGUCUUCUACUUACAACUCCGUUAGGUGUUCAUUCUUCUUCAAGUGAAAGUAGUAUGGAAGAACUGCAAAGUGCGAUUCAAGCUGCCAUUGCACAUUGUAAGAACUCAUCCACUCCGGUCAAGGAGGGGGAGAAUAAACUUCAAUCCUAAUCUCUUUAUCUUGGAGUACAUUGUAUGGUAUAUAAAUAUAGAAAAAUGAGUUUGGUUUAUUUAGAAGUUCAUAUUCAUUGCUGACUUUACCAGGAAAUCACUUCCUGAGAAUAGCACCAUAGUUGUACAAAUGCAUCAAGCGGCAUCAUAUCCGUUGAGCGCAGAUUUCACUUGAAAUGUACACCUCCUUCUGAA
Messenger RNA from Papaver somniferum (opium poppy), 1621 nucleotides. RefSeq names its product BRI1 kinase inhibitor 1-like. Lineage: Eukaryota; Viridiplantae; Streptophyta; Magnoliopsida; Ranunculales; Papaveraceae. Gene Ontology annotation, cellular component: plasma membrane. Gene Ontology annotation, molecular function: kinase inhibitor activity. The transcript has a single exon. The record is from RefSeq and is a predicted model, not a curated record. The coding region runs from base 419 to 1426 and encodes 335 amino acids.